Molecule: messenger RNA, 2010 nt
Organism: Stylonychia lemnae
Lineage: Eukaryota; Ciliophora; Spirotrichea; Sporadotrichida; Oxytrichidae
Source: the annotation of a GenBank genome assembly
AUGUCUGCUGCCAGAUAUUCUGUGAGGUAAAGUGAAAUGCAAUAUUAAUUCGAUACCCUCUAUAAUACACUUUAUAUCUCAAAAUCUAAUUUUAAUCUUUAGGCCCUGUUUCUUUUUCAAGACAUUGAUCUCAAAAGAGUACUAUUUGACAAGGCCUUAGACUUGAGUUUUCAGUCAACAAAGUAUCUCAUGAGUUUUAUUUCUGUUUACUAAAAUCACAAUUAUAAAAUUGUCCAAGAGCUUGCGAUUCUGUGUCAUUUGAACUACAGAUAUUUCACAAUUUUACAUGGGAACUUAGAUCCUUACUCUUUCUAGUAAAAAUUUACCAGACAGGAAAUAUAAGAUGCUCUAGAUAAAAGUAUUGAGUACAACAAUGAUAUCUUGAGAAAUUAAUCUAUCUUCCUGAAUGAGAGGAAAACUAUCUAGAUCUUGUGGCUUAGAAUAUUAAAUCAAGUUGGAGUUUAUCUGCAAAAGGUUAAGGACCCAAAGGAUGUCAUUAUACAUUAUUAAAAUACUUAAAGACUAGCUACGAUCAUUGACUCUCAAUGCUAAGUAAAAGAAUCGAUUUAACUUAUACAAACGGCAGAGGAGGAUGUAAAAUUCAGAGAUAAAAUUGAUAAAGAGUAAUAAGCUAAUAAUUUUAGGAACAGAAUAGCUGAGGAGUCUAACGAUGAAGUAAUGAAGGAAAAGGAGGUUCUAUUCAUUACGGAUUAAAUUAAGUAGACACCAAAGAGUCUUUAUGAGUAUGCUAAAUCCCUCAUAAUUAAAAGAUAAUGGGACUAAAUUGACAUUAUAAGAGAUUGCCUAUAGUUAAUAGUCUAGGGAGACUAUGAUAAUUUUAUUGAUAAGUAAUAAUAUGAAACUGAGGCUUAUUAUAUCCUGACUUCCCUUAGUAUGUUUGAAGCUCAUAUAUAAGGUGAAACUAGUGAUAUAAAAUCACGAUUCUUAGACCCACUUAAGGAUAUUAGUGAGCUUUAUUACAUGCCAAAAGAUAGCCUUACACUUGUUUUUCUAGUUUAGAAUUUAGCCAAAUAGUCGUCCGAGAGCCAAGUUAUUUUGAAGUUUCUUAAAUAAUGGACAUCAUAUUUGAAUAAAAAUAGAUAACCCCACAAGUUUAAAGUUGUCAAAAUAUUUCUCGAGAUGAUAUUUGAUAUUAAUUUGAGGGAGAGUAUUUUGAAAGGUGAUUAUUUUGAAUAGCUGUUUGAAAUAUUUUAGGAAAGAUCGCAAGACUCAGCUUUCUUCCGCUCAAUGCUAAGCUAUUUAGAUUUUAAUGAUGAAUUGAAUUAUAAGCUAAUAGAUGGGCUAAUGGUAAUUAUAGAGACAAUGGAAAUAAAACUGAAAUACUUAGUAGAUGAGUAGAUACCUGAUAGUCUAAUCACAGAAUAAAAAAAUAUAGUCAUAAUAAACUAGUCAAAGAUUUCAUAAGCUAUUUUGGAUAAUGUAUCAAAGGCAAAAGGCAAAAAAUUCAGAAAACACUUAAUCAAGCUAUGUUCUCUGCUUUUAGAUUAGAUUAAAGCAAAAAAUACUUAACUCAAUUUAAAACUUACAAUGAAGAUCAUGAUUCUGAGAUCUUAAAUUAAGCAGUUGCUUAAAAUAAUAUCUAAUAGCAAAACGUCUAAAAUACUCUACGAUAUACUUAUUUAUGAUAAGGAAACACUGUACAUGAAUUAUCAUAUAGUAUCCUUUGCUCUUGAGAACUCAAAAAUGUUAGCUGCAAAAUAUAUUCUAUAAUAAUUCAAGAAAAAAUCUGAAGUUGAUUUGAUAAACUAUCUAAAUAGAAUGAAUAUGAACUAGAUUUCAAGAUCAAUAAAAGGUAUAUUCAAAGAUAAAUUUUACUGCUGCCUUUGUCAUAUUGCUUUUAGAAGAUCUACUGAGGAUCCUUAAUGGUAAAAAGUGGAGGAUGAAGCAAGAAAUUAGAUUGAGAAGUUAGAUAUUUGCAAUAAAAGCACUGAUUAGAUUAAACUAGAAGCUGUCUAGUAUAUGCAGCAAAUAAUUAGUGAAGAGAUUUGA